Meloidogyne enterolobii is the source of this 1783-nucleotide messenger RNA. The record is from the annotation of a GenBank genome assembly. Lineage: Eukaryota; Metazoa; Nematoda; Chromadorea; Rhabditida; Meloidogynidae.
UUUUAGAAUGUUUGGAAGAAGAAUUUUAAUUCUUCUCCAUUUCUCAAUUCUUCCGUUUUGCUUUGCGAGUGAAGGCAAACAUUUGGCAAAACAUCUCUUCUCUGAUGAGGAAAUUCAAGAAGAUGUCAAGGCUGUAGAUUUAGUAAUUCAAGCACCUUGGUUAGUAAAGCCAGAAGCUCCAAAACAAGUUGAUUUGGAAUUGUUGGCCGAAGCUUUGGAUAUUGUUGUGGAAAUGAAUCCAAAUGAAAAAGAAGUUGUGAUUAGAAUGGAUAAAUUGAAUGAAUGGGCAAAGGAAGAGAAGGAUGACAACAAAAACAAACAAGAAUUGGAUUUAAAUCUGACAAAAUCGGAUGAGAAGGAAGCAAAGGUGGAAGAUAUGACGCUUUCACAGCUUUUAAAAUUGGACAUGGAAGAAAACAAAGAAGAAGAAGAAAGUAAAGAUGAAGAAAAAGAAGAAAAACAAUGUUCAGAACAAGACAAACAAAAGUUUUUAUUAAAUAAGUCAAUCGAAUCCCCAAUUCAACAACAAAACAGAACCGAAACAAUUUUUGAAAAGAUUAAUGGGAUUUCUGGAAAUUGGUGGCAUUUUGCGGAAAACAAACAACCAAUGGAAGUUAACACAACUGAAAAUAAGGAAGAUAAACCUUUUGGUAUUUUUGGUGGAGAGAAAGAAGAUGUAGGAGAAAACGAAGAAAAAGAGAAAAAAGAAGAGCGAUUACAAGAGUCCAAUGAAAAUGAAGUUUUUGCCCAAAUUCAAAAAGGGAAAGAGCUUAGAGCCGAAAGGCCUUCAGAAAUGGUUGUUGUUGAUAUGAAUUCGGAUGAAGAUGAUUCUGAUGUUGAGAGUAGUGAAGAGGGUAAAAUUGAGGAUAAAAAGGAAGCAGAGAUUGAAGAAAAAGAAGAGCCAAUGAUGGAAAUUGUUGAGAUUGUUGAUCUGAACAAAGAGAACGAUGAUGAGGAUAAUGAUGACGAUAAUGAUGACGAAGACGAUAAUUCUUCAACAUCAUCUGAAGAAAAAAUUGAGGAAGAAAAAAGUACUGGAAUAUUUAGUGUUUUAACUAAUUUGUUGUUUGGUGGUGGUCGUUUUAAAAGAGAAGCUUUUCCUUUCCCAGCAAUUCCAAAUUCAACAAAAAUUGUUGAACAAUCUGACGUAAAUUCUGGAGAUAAUAUUGAAAAGAUAAAAAUAGUUAAAAGCUUUUCUGGACGUGUAAAAAUGGGAGACAAAAAUGUUGAAUUUUCUGGUUCAAAAUUGGAAAUUACUAAAGAUUUGGGCAAGGAAGAAGAGAAGAAUGAAGAAGAAAAAAGAGAAGAGUUUUUAAGAGAAAUUUUUGAUAAUGACAAAAAGAUUGAAGACUUAAAAGAAGAAGAAAACAAGAUUGUUGAAAAAAUGGAAGAAUUAAUUUCUGAGGAAAAGAAAAUGGAAGAGGAAAAUGAAAAAACAAAAAAUGUGGGUGAAAAAGAAAAUAUUAAAUUAACUGAAAAAGCUAAAAUAGCCAAAUAUCUAACAGAAAUGUUAACAAAAACAUCUGAGGACCGUCCAAAACGAGAUGAGAAAAUUGCUUAUGUUUGGUAUUGUGAAUUGCAAUAUUGGGUAGCAAAGUUUGUUGAAAAAGAAUUUUCGUUGAAAGACAACAAAAAUGAUAGUGGAAAUGUUGGGAAAGUACUUGAUGAAAUGGAUGUUAUUGUUGAGGAAUUUGAAUAUAUUCGUUCGAUUUGGGGAAAAAUUUUGGGAAAAUUAGCUGAAUUGACUGACUUUAUUGGAAAGGAGUUUAAACGACGAAAGUAA